AUGUUAAAGAGGGCUUUUACUCUUCCAAAAUUAUUGAGUUUGUCAAAACCCAGGUGUUUUCCAAACACGGAAUACUGCCCUAAAUACUACUCGCAAAACGCCAGCCUUAACACAUCUCUGGACAUGGCUAAUCGCAAAUUGGAAGAAGAUAUAGGUGAUCCUCCCGAAGAGCUAGCCUUUGAAGAGAAGUUUCACGGAGGACGAGGCAGAGGAAAGGGGGGACGAGGGGGGAAAUCAUAUGGGGGUCCUCAAAACAAAGAGAUGCAGAUUUCUAAAGCUCUGUCGAAGCUUUUGAGACAUGCAGCAGCAGAUGCUGGUCUGAAGCUAGACAACGAGGGCUUUGGGAGGCUAGACCAAGUUAUGAAAUGGCCCCGCCUAGCAUCUCUCAAAAUCACGUUCGCCGAUAUUCAAGAUGUUGUCUCAGACAACGAAAAGCAACGUUUCUCAAUGAAGCCCAAUCCUGCCCUGGAAUCCACACCAGAUCCCAAAUCGGAAGACCCAUCAGACUGGGUCAUCCGCGCCAAUCAAGGCCAUAGCAUCGCCAUCGAAUCCGCAGCUCUGCUCGUACCCAUCACUCUAGAAGCUGGCAACGUCCCGGAGAUAGUAGUACAUGGAACGUAUUUCGCUUUUUACCAAGCUAUUAUUGAGAGUGGUGGUCUGAAGAAAAUGAGCCGGAAUCAUAUUCAUAUGAGUACUGGACUACCGGAAGAUAAGCAGGGUGUCAUUAGUGGGAUGAGAAAGGAUGCCGAGGUACUGAUCUAUGUGGAUAUUCAGGAAAGUUUGAAGGAUGGGGGUGUUUUGUGGUGGAUCAGUGAUAAUGGAGUAGUAUUGACAGAGGGAGAUGAGAAAGGGGUUCUGAGCACUAAAUACUUCAAGAAAGUGGUGGGAAGGAAGUUAGAUGUCGGUACUUUGUGGGAGGAUGGGGAGAAGGUUGCUGAGUUGCCAGAGAGUGCGAGGAAAACGAGACCACCUCAGGGAAAGGGUGCUGCUAGUGGAGCUGGCCGAGGUAAUCGCCAGCAGGGGAAGAAAUGA
Messenger RNA from Lachnellula hyalina, 1032 nucleotides. RefSeq names its product tRNA 2'-phosphotransferase (gene Trpt1). Gene Ontology annotation, molecular function: tRNA 2'-phosphotransferase activity. The coding region runs from base 1 to 1032 and encodes 343 amino acids. Gene Ontology annotation, biological process: tRNA splicing, via endonucleolytic cleavage and ligation. Lineage: Eukaryota; Fungi; Ascomycota; Leotiomycetes; Helotiales; Lachnaceae. The record is from RefSeq and is a predicted model, not a curated record. The transcript is spliced from 2 exons.